AUGGAAUUAACAGUAGAACUAUCAUACCAGAUUAAUAGCAGUGAUGACAUUGAUAAUAGUGAUAAGAAGGAUAACAAUGAUACGAGUGAUAACAGUGAUAACAUCGAUAACAGCGAUAAGAAUAAUAACAAGGAUAACAUCGAUAAGAAAGAUAACAGUGAUAACACUGAUGACAGUGAUAAGAAUGAUAACACUGAUGGCAGUGAUAAGAAUGAUAACACUGAUGACCGUGAUAAGAAUGAUAACACUGGUGAUAAUGAUAAGGAUGAUAACAAUGAUGGCAGUGAUAAGAAUGAUGGCAGUGCUAAGAAUGAUGACAGUGAUAAGAAUGAUAACACUGAUGGCAGUGAUAAGAAUGAUAACGCUGGUGACCGUGAUAAGAAUCAUAACACUGGCGAUAGUGAUAAGGAUGAUAACAAUUAUAACAAUAAUGGCAGUGAUAAGAAUGAUAACAACGAUAACAUCAUUGAGAAUGAAAACACUGAUAAGAAUGAUAACACUGAUAACAAUGGAAAUUCCGGAUCGAUCACUAGAUGCUAA
Molecule: messenger RNA, 540 nt
Organism: Bombus huntii
Lineage: Eukaryota; Metazoa; Arthropoda; Insecta; Hymenoptera; Apidae
Product: dentin sialophosphoprotein-like
Exons: 2
Coding region: 1-540 (179 amino acids)
Source: RefSeq, a predicted model, not a curated record